AUGAGCGAUGACGACGACUUCUUUGACUAUAGCAGCAGUAGUAGCGCCCAUGCUGACUCCCUAGUAUCCCCACGCCAACUUCCGUCCGAUGACGGCGCAGAGGUCGACUAUUACCCAGUAGGAUUUCCUCUGAAUUCCGAUAUAUAUGACACAACUCCCGACGCGCAGGAGGCGGCCUUUCCGAACCUGCCACCUGAUUCUGCGGAGCCAGGUGAGGAUGAUUGGCAAACACUCAGACAAUUCAGGCUCCAUUUCCCAUAUGAAUUCCUGGAUAGGGAUGGUCGCUGGAACACCCCCGCAGAAGUGGCUCAGCAGCCACUCGCGGGGCAGUUGCGGCAAGAGACUAUCCAGAAGUUGGCGCUGACAGGCCAUCAUGUGGAGUUCGUGCCUGCCUGGACCGAUCCAGGGUGGGAAGCGCGUUUUGUGCACACAGGUCGGGAGCCAAGGCAGGCUGAAGACCCACCGGAAGAGCAAAAUCCAAACGAUGACCCAUUGUAUCGAAUGUAUGCAAGGCCGGGCCUCUUCCAGACUCUGCGGCCCGCUCUUCUGGAACAGGAUGCGGUCAGAAACCCGACGGAUGCCGCCAAAAGAUACGGCAUAGACCCCAACAACGUGUAUAGAGCAGGCUACGGUAAAUCCGCAGCGACUCCAAUGCAGGUGGAUUUCAAUAUUCCCCUGACGAAUCCCCGGGUGACACCGAGCAACCAAGGAGUGAAGCCCGUGGUCGACCAAGCCGACUACGAUGCGGUGUACCGACAGUACCAGAACGCUCUGUCUGCUCGAGGCGGAUAUGCUUCCGAGGAUGACUUCCGGGCGGCACUUCAAAGUAUCGCUCCUGGAACUCUACAUCCGGACUUGGGCGCAAGCUGUGACGGGCAGGUCGCCAACGCACUCUUGCAAUACAUGGAUCAGAAAACCGACUUUGACCUGCGAGAAGAUUACCAGCGGAUGCUUUUUGGCGGCAUCUCGACCAACGAGCUGGUAGAGGAGGGUGCAUGGACGAUGGACAAGACCGCCGUCUGUGAGCUGAAUAGUCCAUUACACGACCUCCUCACGAGGGACAAAUGGGCAGUGACUACCGACAGGGGCAUAAGCCAUGAUGGCGAGGACCCCAAGAAGGUCAAAAAGGUGUACAAUUUCCCGACCCAAAAGGGCGAAUACUGCGCUACAAACAGACACCUCUGGGCGGCAGUCAACCGGAAAGAAUACUUCGCCACGUACCUAGACGAAGAUCCGGACGAGUUCAUGCCGGAGCAGGAGGUAUUGAAGAGUCUGGAGUUCAACUCGGUAUAUUGGGUCUGCGAAAUCCUGAAGAAGUGUCUCACCUGGGAUAUAAUGGCCAAGUACGACGACAACGGAAAUAAGGGACCCGUCCUGAUGGGUGUCACCCAAUUAGAGGAUCCUCGGGACAGUCCUCGAGAGCGGCCAUUCACUAUCAGAAUCAGUAUCUCUGCAGAUUACAUAUGGCCGCUACUGAUUGACGAAUAUACGCAAGCCGAGAAGGCGCACGCUGUAGUCUACGCACGAGAACAGUUGUUCAAUCCUUUGGCGACGUGGUUGAGAUUCGACCCAACCGACGAGUGGCGUCGGAUGGUAGGGCCGCCAUGUCUGAGAAACUUAAUGGAGUUUGGAUAUCGCCAAGUGUGGGACGAUGCGCGUUAUGCAACCCGUUCCCUGGUUAUAACCUCGGAGGAUGAUCAGCACACCUUUCUUUCUGAUGAGCGGCAAUCAGAAGAAGGCUGGGCAAUUGAAAACCAGUAUUGGGGUGCCGCUCCGGUCCAAUUGGGCACGAAUGGCUUCCUCCCGGAAACACGUUUCAUUGACGAGGUUUUGACCAUGUGUACUUUGGUCUCAUGGCCGGGAGACUCAAGACUAAGAAUCUUCAAAAGGAUGCCCUUUCCCCUCAUCGGCAGACUGUUCACCCGUCAUUUCUGGAACUAUGAACUAGAGAAGUGGGGCCACGAGGCAAUGAAGAUGUGGCCCAUAUCCCCACCGAGAGCGACUUGCCACUGGACCUUCUUCAAUUGGCGACAAGUGCAAUUCACAUUCGGCUGGGCAGCGAGGGCAUGGUUGCAAGAUGUGGACUGGCGAGUGCGAUACGACUGGGACAACGUGGUGGUCUGGACCUGGCUCAAACAAUUGACCCGACUCGCCGUCGAGCCGAGGAUUUGUAGUCUGCGGUGGUACACGCAGAAGCUGGAGUGGAAACAGACGGACAAGUCACUCUGGAGCCUGCGAAAUGAUUGCAGCAACAAGGCAACCAUAGUCAGGAAUUAUAUACAGCAGCUCCAUAACGAGGUUUACUCGGAACAACCGCUACCGAACCCUACGCCGCCAAUCGAACAUGUUCAUUUCAGAAAUGCAUUUGCCGCCAUGGCAGGCAUGCAUAGGGCUCUGAGCAACGAGGCGUCGUUCUACCAGGCAGCCUGUGCUGACUACCAUAGACAGCCGAAUCCUGCAACAAGAGCAGACAUCUACAACCUCUACGCCGCGGAUAUGAGAAGGCGCUUGGAUACAAUUCACCUCCGAAUCAUCGCCGAUUGUAUCGCAUUCCUCGACACGUUCACAACCAUUGAUCCACUGAUCCUCCUGAGAAUAGCUCAGAGCGAACCAGCCGUGGAGUUGCUGGACCAGGCACGGCCGCGGCUGAGGGAGAGAUUCGUGGCAGUGCAGGACGCCUUCCGGCCGGUACGCCAAACGUUUGAUGAGAAUCAUCAGGCAUAUGCAUUCCACAUCCGGGACUUUGCGAACGUCCACCCCAACAACGCGCAGGACAAUGCGAAGCGGAUCGAGAGGAUGGCAAGGAAGCACAUGCGCAAGAUGUCCGGGCCUGUAUUGAAAGUAGUAGAAGGAUGGAUGUUCAUUAUUAAGACCGGGGCAUUACUGAGAGUUGCGCAAGAAGGCACGCCGUUGGCUGAGAUCAACAACAGGCUCGCUGCAGCGUCCGCCUUUGUCGGUGAGGUCCAGAGGCUUCAGAGACAACAGGUGGACCAGCAAUAUCCUCCUCCCCCCUCGGGAGAACGCGCGUACGCUCUGUUGAGUGACCCCAGGUUGGCCAAUAUAGUGAGCCAGAACCAGAACGACCCUGACCCCAGCUUGCGUCGGCAGCGCUUCAACACAGUAUCACCAGAGCGAGGACAGAUCAACUCCUGGCAGGCGGUGUAUGCCGAGGCUUCAGGAUUCGUGCCGUACCAAGACCCCACGACAGGCUUCACCCGGUUCUACCAGGCAAACAUCCCGACCGAGGCGGGCCCCUUCGUCAAUCCCGCGGCGGCGGCGGCGGCCCAGGCCCAGGGUCAGAGCCUAGUCGGGGCCUUCACGCCAGGAGGCAACGCGCAAGCACCCGGCGGGCAGCCCCAGGCCCAAGGGGACGCCGAGGCCAGCUUCAGGGGCCUCCUGCGAGGGCUCCAGACGGGCCAGCCUGUUCAAGGUGGCAACCCUCUCGGUGCCAUGUCCGCCCUGCUCGGGGAGAGAGGACGCCAGCAUGAUGCCAACCCUGCACUGUCGGGCCACGUCGUCCCGGAGAUAUACAACCGGGCCCUGCAGACUGUUGCGGGGCCGAACGGGCAAGCCCUAGUAAACACCAACAUGCCUGGCGCCAACAACAUCUUCGGGGCGUCGGCGGCCCAGAGCAGCCUGGCUCAGCAGCAGAUGGAGGCUCUGAUCAGGCAACAAACGUUGGGACCAAACCCGCAGGCCACGCUGGGGAACUUCCCCGGCCUGCGCCCGGGGGUGGGCGUCGCUCCACCAACUCAGACCUAUGAGCCCGUCGGAGGCAGUGCCUUUCCGGCAAACCCAGCGUGGACAGCUCCCAACCAGCAGGGCCCGUCCCAGCCUCAAGGAGGUCCACCAAAUGCCCCUCAACCGCCACGGUUUCCACGCCAAUGA
This is a messenger RNA of Diaporthe batatas, 3888 nucleotides long. RefSeq lists its product as uncharacterized. The transcript has 6 exons. Lineage: Eukaryota; Fungi; Ascomycota; Sordariomycetes; Diaporthales; Diaporthaceae. The record is from RefSeq and is a predicted model, not a curated record. Bases 1 to 3888 code for a protein of 1295 amino acids.